GCUCCGUUAGUGUCUCUAGCAUUAAGAACUGGACUAAUGGUGUAAAACAUGCCUCCCCAAACGACUCCACCCAAUGGCAUCACAGGGUGCCAGGGUGAAAAACCUCUGACGGACAAUUUUAGUGAGAACUAUGAGGGAGAGAAGAAGUUCAAGGCGCAGAUCGUCUGGAAGAAUGUUGCAUAUUUGGGAUACUUCCAUCUUGCAGCCCUCUACGGGUUAUAUCUCGCACUGACAAGUGCAAAAUUAGCAACGAUUCUGUUUGCCAUAUUCAUUUUCAUUGCGUCUGGUCUUGGAGUUACUUGUGGGGCUCAUCGACUCUGGACUCAUCGAGCCUUCAAAGCCAACUUCGGUCUCAGGGUUGCUCUAAUGAUACUAAACAGCAUGGCUUUUGAGGACAGUGUUUACGAGUGGGCCAGGAACCAUAGAGUUCAUCACAAGUUCUCCGAGACCGACGCAGAUCCUCAUAACACCAAGAGAGGCUUCUUCUUCUCCCACGUUGGGUGGCUCAUGUUGCGUAAACAUCCUGACGUAAUUGAGAAGGGAAAGACCAUCGACAUGUCCGACCUCCUGCAAGAUCCAGUGCUCGUCUUCCAGAGGAAAUACUACAAGUACUUGAUGCCCCUGCUGUGUUUUGGUUUCCCCACGGUAGUUCCUGUCCUACUUUGGUCCGAGACGUGGAACAACGCCUUCCACGUGUCUGCAAUGCUCAGAUAUGUCUACCUGCUCAACUGCGUGUGGCUUGUGAACAGCGCAGCUCACUUCUACGGGGCCAGGCCUUAUGACAACAACAUGGAGCCAAGGGAGAACGUCACAGUAGCAGUGAUGACACUGGGUGAAGGAUGGCACAACUACCAUCAUGCGUUCCCCUGGGACUACCGGUCAUCCGAGCUCGGAUACUUUAGGUUCAACUUCACCACAAGGUUCAUAGACUUCUGCGCCAAGAUGGGUUGGGCUCACGACCUGAAGAGCGCCUCGCUCAAAAUGGUACAACAAAGAGCCAAGAGAACAGGAGAUGGUACUUACACCAACCCCUUCCCUCACAGUGUCUGGGGUUGGGGGGACAAAGACAUGUGUGCAGACGACAUCUGUAACUCUGUCACUCUGCAUGAGCGGAAACUCAAGGCGAGAUAACGUGUAGGACUUACGUUUACCUGUAACACGUGCGUUAAGGAGAUUGUUUGAAGUUGGAAAGUUUGAAGUGUUUUUUGUUGUAAAAAUUAAAGUUAACGGUUUUAUUCUUUAGUGUUGGAGUAGGUGUUGUAUUGUUUUGGAGAGGGAAAUUAAUUUUUAUGUUUUCGCAAAGAUGUUGAAUGUCUGUUCUAUAUGGAUUAUUUGAACUUAUUUUAUGAUACCAUUUUAUGGUAAAGAUGAUCUUAUAGCUAAGCAUUCCCGAUGUGUUAAAACCAAGCAGAGGCGAUCACACCUGGGGUCCCACGCUUCUUAACCCUUAGAGUGCCAGGCGAGAAAUAAAAGUAACGCUCAAAAAAUGCCGAUGAUUUUUCCCGAAGGUCGCGCUAAAAAUGCCGAGCGCGAUCUGGCGAUUUUUAGGUUAAAAUUUCGUAAAAAUCGAAUUUUCGAUAUUUCGACCAACGAAAAUCGAUGUAUCGCAUCUAGUAACUUUCGACUCAAUGUUAAUAUAUGGGUUAAAAGAAUCCGAGUAUCCAUUCGGUUGUUAUGACAACUGUUCGAUCAUUACGAAACGUCCGGUCAGCCGGACGUCGCCACUUUUGGCUCGUUUUAAAAACGUCCGGUUCCCCGGACGUUGGCACUCAAAGGGUUAAGGGCCCCGCACAGCCGUAUUUCAGGGGCCGCCACCGAAGACAAACAAGCUUAGUUAUACUUUAUAUUUGUUAGGAGAGGAUGCAGUUUGGAUGAGAUUAGUACUCAGGAAAUUUACUUUAAGAGCUUUAAAAGUGUUUAAGUGGGCCGAUAGUAGAUUGUAUAGAAUGGUUGUAGUACAAUUAUUUGAAUAUUAUUUUUGUGAUUGUAUCUAUUAUAUUAUUUACAUUUAUGUUACUUUUUCUAUUUAUGUAGUUUGAGAUUGUUGGUGUGAUAUUGUUUACCAACUAUCUAUAUUUUGUUAACAUAAAAGUACCUAAUAAAACUGGGUUCUAAU
Molecule: messenger RNA, 2116 nt
Organism: Macrosteles quadrilineatus (aster leafhopper)
Lineage: Eukaryota; Metazoa; Arthropoda; Insecta; Hemiptera; Cicadellidae
Product: acyl-CoA Delta-9 desaturase-like
Exons: 7
Coding region: 49-1131 (360 amino acids)
Biological process (GO): unsaturated fatty acid biosynthetic process
Cellular component (GO): endoplasmic reticulum membrane
Molecular function (GO): stearoyl-CoA 9-desaturase activity; iron ion binding
Source: RefSeq, a predicted model, not a curated record